CCAAAUUAAACCUCCGCACCAGCUUUCGUUCUACCCCAUAAAAAUGAGGCAGGAUCUUGUCCUCGCCGUUCUGACCGGAAUAUUCCUUUUCUCCGGCAGCCCACUCCCCGCUAAUGGGCUGCGUCAAUUUCCGAUCCCAAAUCUGAACUCCACAGAUUCCAUAUUUGGCGGCUCCAAGAAAUUCGAAGGUUCGUCGGAAUUUGUCCGGCUAAAAUACCACAUGGGUCCCAUCCUCUCCGCCGCCAUCACCGUUUAUCCCAUUUGGUACGGACGGUGGGAGAGGCCCCACAAGCGGGUCAUCCGGGAUUUCAUCGCCUCCAUUUCCGCCGCCGGCGUUAAGCGUCCCGCCGUUUCCGGGUGGUGGAAAACCGUCCUCCAAUACACCGACCGGACCGGAGCCAACAUAUCCCGGAAUGUCAUCCUCGGGUCGGAAAAAAACGACCGGUUUUAUUCCCACGGCAAGUCGCUGACCCGUUUGACUCUUCAGUCCGUUGUUAGAUCCGCCGUCACGGCGUCAACCCGGCCGCUACCGGUCAACCCGAAAAGCGGGGUGUACCUUUUGCUCACCGCCGAUGACGUGUACGUUCAGGAUUUCUGCAACAAUGUAUGUGGGUUCCACCACUUCACGUUUCCGUCCAUCGUCGGGUACACUCUGCCGUUUGCUUGGGUGGGUAAUUCCGGGAAGAUGUGCCCGGGUAUGUGCGCGUACCCGUUUGCUGUGCCCGAUUACAUUCCGGGUCUGAAGGCCGUUAAAUCCCCUAACGGAGACGUCGGGGUUGACGGGAUGAUCAGCGUGAUAGCUCACGAGAUAGCGGAGAUAUCGACGAAUCCGUUAGGUAACGCGUGGUACGCGGGUCCCGACCCGAGUUUCCCCGUGGAAAUCGCGGAUCUGUGCAUGGGAAUUUACGGCACCGGCGGAGGCGGGUCUUACACAGGGCAAGUGUUGAACGGCAGAGAUGGUGCCACGUAUAAUAUGAAUGGGUUAAGGCGGCGGUUUUUGGUCCAGUGGGUUUGGAAUCAUAUUGUUAACUACUGUACUGGCCCAAAUGCCCUUGAUUAAUGUACUCUUAUUAGGAUUUUUAAAUAAUUAAUACUCCUAAGGCCUACUAUAUUACGUACUAUACGUAGUACUGCUAUUUCUUCUGCUGCUUGCAUAUGGAUUCAGAUCCUCUGCCGCACGGCAGAGGUGCCUUGCGGCCACGGACGGCCAGAUGUGGAAGGAGGCGCCUCGAGAUGCGGUCCACCAAGAUCGGUUGCCGUUGGUUUCUUGAUCCGACGCCCCUAAUAGGCCGGGCACCCUACCUUGGUGCAAAGCAAGGCAGAGGUUCCGGAUCCAUAGGGUCCCUGGUAAUUGAUAAUUACGGAGCAAUUAAAAUCACAGUCAAACUUUCUCAAUCAAAUUU
Molecule: messenger RNA, 1403 nt
Organism: Cuscuta epithymum
Lineage: Eukaryota; Viridiplantae; Streptophyta; Magnoliopsida; Solanales; Convolvulaceae
Source: the annotation of a GenBank genome assembly